CGGGCUCAGCCGGGGAGUGCCGAGAAGUGCCGAGUUGAGCCGAGCGGAGCCGAGUUCAGCCGAAUGCAGCGAUCGACAGCGCGGGUGCUGCGCGGGGCGCGGAUCCCUCGAGUGGCGACCCCGCCGGGACGGACCCUCCGAGUGCUGACCUCCCUGGUUCGGACCCCCCCGGUGCGGGCACGGUCGGCCAGGGCGGGGACCCCUCCGCUCGGGCUGCUCUAUGAGCGGCACGGGGAGGCCGCAGCCGUCGUGCAACUGAAGGAUCUGGAAGUGCCCAAGCUGGGGGACUGUGAUGUCCACGUCAAGAUGUUGGCAGCCCCCAUCAAUCCUGCCGACAUCAACAUGAUCCAAGGAACCUACCCCCUCCUGUCACCGCUGCCAGCCGUGGGGGGGAACGAAGGUGUCGGGGAGGUGCUGGAGGUUGGGCGCCGUGUGAAGGCUCUGAAACCUGGGGACUGGGUCAUCCCCGCGGACGCCGGACUCGGGACGUGGCGGACAUGGGGAGUGUUCCCUGAGGAGAUGCUGCUGAAGGUGCCCAGUGACAUCCCGGUGCUCUGUGCUGCCACUCUGAGCGUCAACCCCUGCACGGCGUUCCGUCUGCUGGCUGACUUCGAGAGCCUGGCACCUGGUGACUCCGUCAUCCAGAAUGCCGCCAACAGCGGGGUGGGCCAGGCCGUCAUCCAGAUCGCCAGGGCCUCUGGCAUCAAGACCAUCAAUGUGGUGAGGGACAGACAUGAUCUCUCGAAACUGGUGGAGAGGCUGAUGGCCCUGGGCGCUGACCAUGUCGUCACAGAGGAGAUGCUGAGAAAGCCAGAGAUGAAAGAUAUAUUUAAGAGCAUCCCGAGGCCCCGGCUCGCCCUGAAUUGCGUCGGAGGCAAAAGCACCACGGAGAUGCUGCGGCAUCUGCAGCCCAAGGGGACCAUGGUCACCUAUGGGGGGAUGGCAAAGCAGCCUGUGAUGGUGCCUGUGAGUGCCUUCAUCUUCCGGGACAUGCGGCUCCGCGGGUUCUGGAUGACGCAGUGGCGGAAGGACCACGCGCAGGACCAGGAGAGCGUGGCUGCGAUGAUGGACGCCCUGUGCCAGCUCAUCCGCAGGGGCCAGCUGACAGCACCGGCCUGCACCGAGGUCCCCCUUCAGGACUACAGGGCAGCGCUGGACGCCUCCAUGAAGCCCUUCGUGUCCUCCAAGCAGAUCCUCCUCCUCUGACCUGCAGCUCCUGGAGCCCUGUCCUGUUCCAAAUGCUUGUCCACAGACUUGAGGGGGGAAAAGACCCUCCAGAUCCAUUGAAUUUCUUUUUUUCCUUUGUUUUUCACAUUUUGGAUGUCCACUGAAAGCUUUAAAAGCCUCCGCAGCUUUGUGUGGAAGAGCUGCAAGGAGGAAGGCUGCGUCUCACUGUGGCUGAGGGUGGCAGUUUGGGAUCCCAAAUGAUGGCUCACUCAGCUCAGGGUGUGAAAAGAACAGCAGUUCCCCCUCAGAUGUGCUUUUGGGGCUGGCAGGGCUGUAGUUAUCCCAGCUGGAAUGUGGGAUGGGUAGGGAAGCCCAGGUUAUCUCCCUGCAGUCCUGCUGCCUCCAGGCCAGCUCCGAGUAGGAGGAGGAAGGGGCAUGGACUGCCCCAAAUGACGAGGGGUGUGUGGUUGGGGUGGCCCUAGGUGCUGCUGCAGCUCCUGGAGGAGCCCGGGGGGGUUUGGCCAAGAGCACUGCAAGGGCCGGAGCCUCUGGCCAUCAAGGGCUGGAGCCAGACCCUCAAUGUCCCUGAAGGCCCUCCAGUCUGGGUGUGGGACAGUGACUGUGACACUGCAGAGCAAUGUGAAAAGAUUUAUUAUUGAGAACAACCAACAAUGUGUUCUUGCUUCCUCCUGUGCUGCUCUUCUACUCUAUGACCCCACAAGCUCCCUAUGGCCCCUGCUCUUCCCAGUCCAGCCGUGCCGAGGCCCGGCAGCGCUGGCUGUGCAGGUGCAGGUGGGGCAGUGACCGCGGGUCGGAGCGCGGCCGGCCGCCGGCCCCGGCCCCAGCAUGGCCAUCCCAAACCACGGACGGGAGGGCGGCGGCGGCUCAGCCCCGGGGCCCUGCGCAGCUCCUGGGUUUGGCUGCCCAGCGCAGAGUGUGGGCAGUGCGA
Molecule: messenger RNA, 2116 nt
Organism: Camarhynchus parvulus
Lineage: Eukaryota; Metazoa; Chordata; Aves; Passeriformes; Thraupidae
Gene: MECR
Product: mitochondrial trans-2-enoyl-CoA reductase
Exons: 10
Coding region: 64-1206 (380 amino acids)
Biological process (GO): fatty acid metabolic process
Cellular component (GO): mitochondrion
Molecular function (GO): trans-2-enoyl-CoA reductase (NADPH) activity
Source: RefSeq, a predicted model, not a curated record